AUGGCCUCGAAAUCAAAGCUACUGCUCCAUUUCUUGCUGGCCAUGCAAUUGGUCAGUAAAGCACCUUCUCUGGUCGAGUUCAAGAAUGUAAAGUGUGAGGCAGUCGAUACGGAAUUUUGCACUUUCGAUUAUUGCCAUUUGAAAUCUGUGAACCGGACAUAUAAAUACCUUUCGCUUAGAAUUAAAAUGUUAAAGCUGCUCAUCACCAAUGCUAAGGUCAAUGGUGCACUUUAUCAACGGCUCAAUGGAUAUAAGCCCUUUCUCUACAAUAUAACAGUGGAUUGCUGUACAUUUUUCAAGAAUCAGAAGUCUAACCCCGUUGCUAGUUUCUUUUACGAUUCAUUUAAAGGAUUUUCAAACUUAAAUCAUUCCUGUCCCUACAAUCAUGACAUAGUGAUUGAUAAACUAACUGCAGUAUCUGUAAAUCAUCGUGUGACUAAUAUUCUACCUUUUCCGAAGGGAGAGUAUAUGUUAAAUUUAAACUGGAUUGUGUACGGCAGCAGCAGACUUGUUGUUAAAUUAUAUUUGGCUCUAACGUAA
Molecule: messenger RNA, 540 nt
Organism: Drosophila suzukii
Lineage: Eukaryota; Metazoa; Arthropoda; Insecta; Diptera; Drosophilidae
Source: RefSeq, a predicted model, not a curated record